AUGCAGCCAAAGGCCCAGGCAAGUGUUUCUGCAAAUGAUUUUGUAACUGCUCUAUUGUUUGAUCCAAAACUAUCGCGAAUUUUGAAUUUUGCCGUGGAUAGAUGGUAA
Molecule: messenger RNA, 108 nt
Organism: Debaryomyces hansenii CBS767
Lineage: Eukaryota; Fungi; Ascomycota; Pichiomycetes; Serinales; Debaryomycetaceae
Product: DEHA2B14014p
Exons: 1
Coding region: 1-108 (35 amino acids)
Source: RefSeq, a predicted model, not a curated record